Molecule: messenger RNA, 2528 nt
Organism: Sarcophilus harrisii (Tasmanian devil)
Lineage: Eukaryota; Metazoa; Chordata; Mammalia; Dasyuromorphia; Dasyuridae
Gene: DNAJC2
Product: DnaJ heat shock protein family (Hsp40) member C2
Exons: 17
Coding region: 706-2349 (547 amino acids)
Biological process (GO): regulation of translational fidelity; 'de novo' cotranslational protein folding
Cellular component (GO): cytosol
Molecular function (GO): ribosome binding; Hsp70 protein binding
Source: RefSeq, a predicted model, not a curated record
UUGUUGGGAAGUUGCUCCGCUGCUGGAGAAACUUAAGUUUGCAACUUCCAGAGGCCCGAAAUGGCCCCUCUUGCCCUCCCCGCUUGCGUAGGGACCCGUUUUGGGGAGCCCCUCUGUCCGGCUCGUGUUGUGCUUGUGGCAGUCCCGGGAUGUAGCCGACUAACCCUGUGCUGAGACGCCUUUCUUUCCUCUGGGGUGGUGAGCUUGGGAGGCUGGACUCUGCGUUUAAAGGACGAGGAUUAUUCAGUCCUACCUAGCCAGCCAGGUUGGAGUAUUUCCGAAAUAAAAAAAAAAAAAGGCUCGUGGCUAGAACGUUGGCUACAGAUGAGCUUUUUGGAUCACAGCUGCUGAGGAAGGUGAUCUGCUAAAUGCUGGGAUGUGUGGCAGGACCUAGAAGGAAAUAGAGUCUGAUAAAACUGGGACUUUUGAAAUAUUAAAGGAGAAGGAAAUGUCAGGAAUGCUUCGAAUGCCCCAGCUGUGAUGUGUAGUGAUUAAGCUUGAUUCUGGAAUAGUGCAAGGAGAGUCUUGGAUUCUUGAAGGAAGUAAGCUUCUGUAAUCUGUCAAGUUGAACCUGUGGGAAGAUGGUAUGAAGCAUUUAUUAAGAGGCGAAACAGGAAUAUUUCAGCCUCUUUUCAGGAACUGGAGGAUAAGAAAGAAUUAUCAGAGGAGUCAGAAGAUGAAGAAUUACAAUUAGAGGAAUUUCCUAUGCUGAAAACACUUGAUCCUAAAGACUGGAAGAAUCAAGAUCAUUAUGCAGUUCUUGGACUUGGAAAUGUAAGAUACAGGGCUACUCAGAAACAAAUCAAAGCAGCCCAUAAAGCCAUGGUUUUGAAACAUCAUCCAGACAAACGAAAAGCAGCAGGUGAACCAAUAGCAGAAGGGGAAAAUGACUACUUUACUUGCAUAACUAAAGCUUAUGAAAUGUUAUCUGACCCCGUGAAAAGACGAGCAUUUAACAGUAUAGAUCCUACUUUUGAUAACUCAGUUCCUUCUAAAAAUGAAGCAAAGGACAAUUUCUUUGAAGUGUUUUCACCAGUGUUUGAAAGGAAUUCCAGAUGGUCAAAUAAGAAAAAUGUUCCUAAACUUGGUGACAUGAAUUCAUCAUUUGAAGAUGUAGAUGCAUUUUAUUCUUUUUGGUAUAACUUUGAUUCUUGGAGAGAAUUUUCUUAUUUAGAUGAAGAAGAAAAAGAAAAAGCAGAAUGUCGUGAUGAGAGGAGGUGGAUUGAAAAACAAAACAGAGCAGCUAGAGCACAAAGGAAAAAAGAGGAAAUGAAUAGAAUAAGAACAUUAGUUGACAAUGCAUAUAGCUGUGAUCCUAGGAUAAAAAAAUUUAAAGAAGAAGAAAAAGCCAAGAAAGAAGCAGAGAAGAAAGCAAAAGUGGAAGCAAAAAGAAAGGAACAAGAGGCAAAAGAAAAACAAAGACAAGCUGAAUUAGAAGCAGCUCGGUUAGCAAAGGAGAAAGAAGAGGAAGAGGUUAGACAACAAGCGUUAUUGGCAAAGAAAGAAAAGGAAAUUCAGAAAAAAGCCAUUAAAAAGGAAAGGCAAAAACUUCGAACUUCAUGUAAGAAUUGGAAUUAUUUUUCAGACAGUGAGGCAGAGUGUGUUAAAAUGAUGGAAGAGAUUGAAAAACUUUGUGAUCGUCUUGAACUAACAAGCUUGCAGUGCUUGAAUGACAUUCUUACAUCUACUACAAAAGAAGAAGGGAAGGCUGCUGUGGAAAAGCAGAUAGAAGAAGUAAAUGAGCAAAUAAGGAAAGAAAAGGAGGAAGCUGAGGCUCGUAUACGGCAAGCAUCUAAAAGUAGUGAGAAAUCAACUGGUGGAGGUGGCGGUAGCAGUAAAAAUUGGUCAGAAGAUGACUUGCAAUUAUUAAUUAAAGCUGUGAAUCUUUUCCCCGCUGGAACUAAUUCAAGAUGGGAAGUUAUUGCCAAUUAUAUGAAUCUGCACUCUUCUUCUGGAAUAAAGAGAACUGCAAAAGAUGUCAUCAGCAAGGCAAAGAGUCUUCAGAAACUGGAUCCUCAUCAAAAAGAUGAUAUAAAUAAAAAAGCUUUUGAUAAAUUUAAAAAGGAACAUGGAGUUGUGCCUCAGUCAGAUAGUGCAGCACCUUCAGAGCGUUUUGAAGGUCCAUGUACAGAUUUCACACCUUGGACAACUGAAGAACAAAAACUAUUAGAACAAGCUCUGAAAACAUAUCCUGUGAAUACACCUGAGAGAUGGGAAAAAAUAGCUUCCGCAGUGCCUGGACGAUCAAAAAAAGACUGUAUGAAACGAUAUAAGGAACUCGUCGAAAUGGUAAAAGCAAAAAAGGCUGCUCAAGAACAAGUGAUGAAUGCUAGUCGAGCCAAGAAAUGACUAAAGUUGACAAUCUUUGUUGUUUGUUUUUAUAAUAAAACUGCAAAUACUGUAUAAAUUUUCAUUCUUAAACUUAUAAAAAUUCUUUUGAUGUUUUGAAUCUGUGUUUUUAGCUUAUUGACAAAUUCCUUUAAGAGAGAGAGCAGCUGAUGGUAAUUAUACUUUCUCUUCCUUACCUA